Molecule: messenger RNA, 750 nt
Organism: Vitis riparia (riverbank grape)
Lineage: Eukaryota; Viridiplantae; Streptophyta; Magnoliopsida; Vitales; Vitaceae
Product: multifunctional methyltransferase subunit TRM112 homolog A-like
Exons: 2
Coding region: 119-487 (122 amino acids)
Biological process (GO): peptidyl-glutamine methylation; rRNA (guanine-N7)-methylation; tRNA methylation
Molecular function (GO): protein heterodimerization activity
Source: RefSeq, a predicted model, not a curated record
UCACUACUUUGGGAACAGAGGGAGAAGAAACCCUAGUCUCCAUAGACCAAUUAUCGAAGAUUCGGAGAAGAAGAUACAGAAAAUACGCUUGAGGGUUCUAUUCUCUCAGGGGACAGAGAUGAGGCUUCUAACUCACAACAUGCUAUCCUCCAACAUCAAGGGUGUGACUAAUGGCUUUCCUCUGCGCAUCGAAGUAGAGAAAAUGGUUGAAAAGCAAGUAGACUUCAAUGCUGACUUCCUUAAGAACAUGUUCGCAAAAAUUGAGUGGAAGGCCCUCUUUGAUGCAGCCCAAACCAUGGGCUACACAGAUCUCCCUGCAGAGGCUGAGUCAUCCAUGCUUGAUUCUGAUGAGUUCCUGAAGAAGUUUCACCAUGCCCUCCUUGAGCUCCACCUCGAAGAGGGUGCCCUAAUCUGCCCUGAAACUGGCCGACGUUUUCCUGUCAACAAGGGUAUCCCCAAUAUGCUCCUUCAUGAAGAUGAGGUCUGAGUGAGGUCCAUUUCAAUAUCGCUUUUGCCGUCAUCUGUCUGUUUGAAGUGAAGAUUAGGAAUUUUUAUGAAAGGGUUUAAGAGGAAGUUACAUAUUAGGCUCUUUUGGCCCAAGUAUUUUGUGUUAACUGUAAAAGGAAGAAAUGGAGUAGCUUCUUUGCUCUAACAUGGAAGAUAUCUCCUGACUGAUUGGGUCAGAGGAUGCUUGAAACAGGAAGAAUAUACAUAUAUGAUUUGAGGGAUUUCAGGGGAGUUUUUGCUUAA